CGUUGGAUUAAAUAAGGAGAUGAGAGACGAAACACACAGUGAGCAGGAUUAUGUUACUGCCGUGUAAGAGUGGUCAUCUUGGUUACAGUGUUAAUUAGUUCUUGGAAGGCGUGCGGGGACGAAACAUACAGGCUGGUGUUAUAGCCGGCAUAUUCGGAUACUUCACAGGCAGCUCAAAGGUAUUUGCGAACGGCAUUGGAGUGCGUCCUGUAGCUUAAUAAUUCAUACAUAUUUCUGCGUGAUGAAAACGGAUGCGCUGUGAUCUGAGCUGUGACAAGCAAAUAUAUGUCGCUGCUUAAAAGGAUUUAAGUGAAACAGUCCCGUUAGUGAAUCUUCUUUUCCGAAAUAUCAAAAUAUUCCCCGCUGCGUUCGAAAAAUCGACCAACAUUCAAUAUUCAGAGGUGCUUCUACCAGACUGGUUGUAACACCAUUUCAAGACAGGAAGUGACCAAACUGUCGUCUGCUUUAGGAAUUUAUGUCUCAUUUGGAUCUAAUUUUGAAUGACGUUUGAUUCAGAACAGCUGAAGAGCAACCCUCAUAGAGAAUGAGUGCCAAACAGACACCUACGUGGGAACAGUACAUCGGCGCACUUCUCGAGAAGGGCUACGUCGCCCGAGCCGCCAUUUGUCGCAUAAAGGACGGCAAGAGAUGGGCGGCAAGUCCACGAUUUGACGUCACUGCGGCGGAAGUGAUGGCUAUAGCAGCAGGGUUCGAAGACGGGGGUGCCAAACUGAGAGAGACGGGGCUCUGUGUGGGCUACACCCAGUACACCCUGACCAGAGUCAACACUACCAUGAUGGUGGGACGGUGUGCAGCCACAGGGUCGGGGUGCGUCAUCUACAGAUGCGGAUCCUGCUUUGUGAUAGGUGUGUAUGAGGACUCUGCUUGUGCUGGAGGGUGCUUCAACAUCAUCACACGGAUGGGCGACUUCUUGCGCUACGACGGCUACUAGACACGGGUGUUUCUCUAUGGAGAUUUGUACAUACCCUGUUGUACAGUGUUUCAAUGAUAUAGCGUUAUGUCAUUUUUUUGGUGACGGUUUAAGACUUAAUGCAUCCCCUUCUUCUUCAGAUAGUUAUUACAUGGUGUGAAUAUUGUUGUUUUUAUGAAAAUGAAACCAGCAUUUGAGUACAGGUAGACUGGUUCUGGGCCUUUGCUCUUUAUCUCAGUUAAGAAGCAUAUAGCGUUAAUGUUUCCACGGAUAUGACAGUGUUACAGAAAGAUCCAAGUGUCCUUCUUUCGAAAACAUUUCCAAUCGGAACAGUUUGUUCGGGUCGACCAUCCAUCCACGUCAACGUCUCUGCAGCACAGUGCCAACUAAACCGAGACUAUCCCAAGCAACAAGACAUGAAGAUGACUGUAACACAUUCGCAUCCCGCCAACCACCCCGUACUUUUCAGUCUGUACGAAUGGACACAGAGAAUAAUAAUGUACCAUGCCGAACAGUAUUAAAAGUUCUGA
Molecule: messenger RNA, 1461 nt
Organism: Haliotis rubra (blacklip abalone)
Lineage: Eukaryota; Metazoa; Mollusca; Gastropoda; Lepetellida; Haliotidae
Product: profilin-1-like
Exons: 1
Coding region: 545-952 (135 amino acids)
Cellular component (GO): cell cortex
Molecular function (GO): actin monomer binding
Source: RefSeq, a predicted model, not a curated record